AUGUCCAACGUCGCUGACAAGGCCCGGUUCUUCCUCGAGCGGUCUGUCCCCCAACUCCGCGAAUGGGAGGAAAAGGAAAUCUUCUCCAAGAGCCCCGAGACAUGCCUUACUGACACACAAUCUCCCUCUCUCGAACAGGAAGAGAUCCGCACCAUAGUCCAGAAGCGAAAUGAUUUCGAGCAUCGAAUCCUAGCCCAGGGCAGCCAACCCGCCGACUUCUCCCAAUACGCAAAAUGGGAGCAAUCCCUCGACGCCCUCCGCAUCAAGCGCUGCAUACGCCUCAAGCUCCGCAACCUCACGUCCGCCCACGCCAGCCAAUCGCGCAUCCUACAAAUCUACGACCGUGGCGUCGAGAGGCACAAGUUCUCCCGUGAACUAUGGCUCGAGUACCUAGACUACAUGGCCAAGGUCAAGGCCUCCAAGAGGUGGAGGAGGGUCAUGACGAAGAUGCUGAGGCUAAUGCCCUCGGACGCUGCGCUCUGGGUGCUCGCGGCUAGGAGAUCCGCGGGCCACGGCGAUAUGGCGACCGCUAGGAGUUUGUUCAUGAGGGGUUGCAAGUUUUGCGUCGCGGACGGGACGGUGUGGGUCGAGUAUGCGCGGUGCGAGAUGGAGUGGCUACAGAAAAUGGAUGAGAAGAGGAAAAAGACUGGGAAGAAAGCCAAGGAUGUUAUCAAGGAGAGCCAGGUCGAAGACGAAGACGAGCUGCGCCUUGGUGGAAGUGACAGUGAGGACGACGGAGUCGACGAAGACGGCGUUAUUACUCGGGAUCCCGACGUCCUUAACACGAAACCGAAGAAGGUGUUCAAUGCCGAGACAAAAGAAACGCUUAAUAACCCCGCGCUAGAUGGCGCCAUCCCCAUAGCCAUCUUCGACGUCAGCAGGAAGCAGGCCUUCUUUUCACCGACAGUGGCGGAAGAGUUUUUCACCAUGUUUUCCGACUUCGUCUACACAGUCGUUGCCGGGCCCAAGGUCCUUCAGAACGCCAUGGAUGCUAUGCUGGAGAGCUAUCCCACUUCGGCGGAGACCUGUUUCUGCUAUAUCCAGCAACCCGUUGCGGGCGUGUCGCCAUAUACUGCCGAUUUCCCCCGUGGCCUGCGCACGGUAUUUGCGAGGUUAAACGAAGGGGUGGAUCGUACGGAGGAUAAGGCUGCUCUUCAGGCCAAACUGGUUUCCUGGAUAGACGCGCUGUUGCGAAUGGAAGGCUUGGAUUCUGCGAUUGUCACAGUAUUAGAGCAUAUGAAGGGUCUCUUGACCAGAUAUACCCUGAUCCGAAGGGAGGGGGAGAUCAUACUGAGAAAGUCGACCGCCCAACACGCGCUAGACACUUGGAUGACACCCGGGGGUAGUUUGUGGCUCCGUGACGACCUUCCGAAAAAACUGCCUGAAUCCCGAAUCUUUAUGUACGAGUAUGAUUCCGCAGUAGUCUCCGGCGAUGACAAGAGUACCUUUAUCGACAAGGCAAAUGACUUCUUAGAGAGACUAAGAGUCAAGAGAAUCAAGGACCCCCAUAGGCCACUGAUACUAUUGGGCCAUAGUUUUGGGGGGCUUCUCAUCAAACAGGCCUUAAUCAACGCCUUUAAUAACCGGAAAUAUCAGGAUAUUAAGAGAGCAGCAAGGGCGCUUGCAUUUUUUGCUGUGCCUCAUCACGGCGAAGAUGGAACCCUCAUAAGCAUUGGAAGGAAGAUUGCUCGUACUCUGGACUUCCAGAAGGGUGGCAGCCUCUUAGCUACGCUGCGUGAUGGCGGGAUAUUCAGCGACGUCAUGCGAGAACACUGGAAGCAUAGGCUCCUAGACUUUCAUAUCGUGUCUUUCUGGGGUACUCGCGAUAAGAUUGUGUCAAAAGCAAGCGCAACAUUUGGGCUGCCAGGGGAUAGGGAGAACUUGGUUAGCCUGCAGGCGGACCACUCCAGGAUCUGUAAAUUUGGGUCCGGCAACGAGGAUCAGGACAAUUUGGAGCUUGUUCUGGCGAAUAUUCAAGACCUCUAUGAAGCGGUCCUUGAAGAGGCUGAGAAACAGGGUGAGACGGGGGAUGAGAAAGAGUAUAGAAACACGCUUUAUAACCCUGCGAGGUUCUACUUGAGGGAUAUCGUACUGCUCAAUGGUGAGCGUAGAGCGUUCAUCGGAAUGGGCGAUUUCAUCGCCGUGUUCGACAAAGCGAAGAAGUUGCACGACCGAUUUGCCAAUGCACCGGCUCACUUCAAAGCCAUAUCGAAUGAGGUGUCGAGUCUUACUGGCGUUCUCAAAAACGUUGAACCCUUUCUGUCAGAGCGCGAUAUGGCCGGGUGGCAAGAGGAACAGCUAAAAAAGCUCCUUGUGGAAUGCCACAACGUUGUCACCGAUGUUGGAAUCUUGGUGAAUGAGAAUUACUACCUCGAGCCUUCGAAUGCCCACGGAAUGCGUGGGAAGGCUCGAAGGACCUGGAAGAGAUUGACGUUGGAGCCGAAGGACAUACAAGACCUUCGCUCACGGAUGAACUGGAAUGUGACAUGUCUGAACGCCUUUACUCAAACACUGACAAGCAAGGCCGUCAUGGACACCCAUGCGUCGGUUAAGAUACUGCGCGAGCGCCAAGACAACCGCGAGCAAAGCGAAGAGCAUAUGCUGGUCCACAACUGGCUUUGCACUAUUGACUAUGGCUCCCAACAGAGCGAUUACAUCAAAAGGAGGGGCCUAAAAACGGGCGAAUGGCUUCUGGACUCUCAAGAAUUUCGAACGUGGCUUGGGACGGAUAAACAGACACUCUUCUGCCCGGGAAUUCCUGGCGCGGGAAAGACGAUUCUUACUGCAAUCGUUGUCGAGCACAUCAUCGGCAAGUUUGGUCAAGAUCCAAACGUUGGAAUUGCCCAUAUUUAUUGCAACUUUCGGGAGAGAGAGAAUCAACAACUUGACAACCUGCUCGCCAGCCUUCUUCUGCAGCUUAGCAGGACAAAACCGUCCACGCCGAGGGUUGUAGCGGAGCUUUAUGAGCGGCAUAACCCCCGUCAGACACGGCCAUCCACGGAUGAACUCUCAAAGGCCCUUGAAUCUGUCGCUGUUUCGUACACGAGGGUUUUCAUUAUCGUUGACGCCCUUGACGAGUGCCAGACGGAUAAGCGAUGCCGAGACAAGUUCCUCUCUGAAAUGUUUGCUAUCCAGGAGAAAUGCAAUAUAAGCUUCUUCAUGACAGCAAGGUUCAUUCCAGACAUCACGAGCAAGUUUGACGGGAAGACGUGGUUAGAAAUUCGAACAACUCGGGAAGACAUAGAGCGGUAUCUGGACAGUCGUAUGGGAAACCUGGAUUCGUUCGGCGACUGGGACCAGGAUCUACGGGAGGAGAUCAAGAAGGCAAUAUCACAGGCUGUGGAUGGAAUGUUUCUCUUGGCGAAGCUUUACCUCGACGCGCUGGACGAUACAACUUCGGUGUGGGAGGUUAGAAAAGCGCUAAGGCAGUUUGAGGUGCAAACUCCAGGAUCAAAGGAAGCCGAGCAGCAGAAAGUAUUGGAUGGGGCAUAUGACGAGGCCAUGAGAAGGAUCACGGGCCAGAAGCCAUGCUUUCGAAGGCUCGCGGAGAAAGUUCUAUACUGGAUAAUCUGCGGCCGAAGACCCCUGACAACAUCAGAAAUCCAGACUGCUCUUGCGAUAGACGUCGGAGACAUCGAGCUUAACGAAGAGAAAAUGACGUCGGUCAACCGAAUGGUUUCAGUAUGUGCUGGAUUGGUCACAGUUGACGAGGAGUGCCAUAUCAUCCGCCUAGUGCACUACACAACACAAGAGUACUUCCAGCGAACUCAAGCACGAUGGUUUCCGACUGCUGAGGCAGAUAUUACGACAAUCUGUACCACUUACCUCUCAUUUGAUAUCUUUGAGAGCGGACCUUCUCGGACGGAUAAGAAUUUUAAGAAGCGGCUACAUUCGAACCGGCUCUACGACUACGCUGCUCGCAAUUGGGGACAUCACGCUCGCAAUGCUUUAGACGGCAGCCAGGAAAUCGAAACUCCGAUGCAGGAAGAGGCAGGACAAGUAAUACUGAACUUUCUAGAGAGAAGGGGGAACUUGGAGGCAGGGGUCCAAGCAUUAUUCGCUACGAAAACAUCGUGGGGUGGCGAUUCCCAUAAUAGCCAAGACUUUCCACGUGAGACUUCAGCACUUCAUCUAGCAGCAUAUUUCGGGAUUAAGUUCAUAUUCAAGGCUCUUCUUGAUACUGCUAAUGUCGAUCCUGAUAUCAAAGAUAGCGAUAGCCAGACGCCGCUACACUGGGCUGCUAGGAAUGGCCAUGAGGCUGUUGUGAGACUACUUCUUGAUAGUGGGGCUGAUCCCGAUAUCGAAGAUAUCUAUGGCCGGACGCCGCUACACUUGGCUGCUUGGAAUGGCCAUGAGGUUGUUACGAAACUACUUCUUGAUAAUGGGGCUGAUCCCGAUAUCAAAGAUUACUAUGACCAGACGCCGCUACACUGGGCCGCUAAGAAUGGCCACGAGGUUGUUAUGAAACUACUUCUUGAUAAUGGGGCUGAUCCCGAUGUCAAAGAUGACGAUGGCGAGACGCCGCUACACUGCGCUGCCAGUGAUGGCCAUGAGGCUGUUGUGAAACUUCUUCUUGAUAAUGGGGCUGAUCCCGAUAUCAAAGAUUACUAUGACCAGACGCCGCUACACUGGGCCGCUAAGAAUGGCCACGAGGUUGUUAUGAAACUACUUCUUGAUAAUGGGGCUGAUCCCGAUGUCAAAGAUGACGAUGGCGAGACGCCGCUACACUGCGCUGCCAGUGAUGGCCAUGAGGCUGUUGUGAAACUUCUUCUUGAUAAUGGGGCUGAUCCCGAUAUCAAAGAUAGCUAUGGCCCUGGCCAGACGCCGCUAUACUGGGCUGCUAAGAAUGGCCAUGAGGCUAUUGUGAAACUUCUUCUUGAUAAUGGGACUAAUCCCGAUAUCAAAGAUGAUAAUAGCUGGAUGCUGCUACGCUGGGCUGCUAGGAAUAACUAUGAGGUUGCUGUAAGACUUCUUCUUGAUCGUGGAACUGAUCCCAAUAUCAAAGAUGACAAUGGCCGGACACCACUACACUGGGCUGCUGAGAAUGGCCAUGAGGCUGUUGUGAAGCUUCUUCUUGAUCAUGGGACUGACCCUGAUAUCAAAGAUAGCUAUGACCCUGGCCAGACGCCGCUACACUGGGCUGCUAAGAAUGGCCAUGAGGCUAUUGUAAAGCUUCUUCUUGAUAAUGGGGCUGAUCCCAAUAUUAAAGAUAGCUAUGGCCGGCUGUUGAGAAUGGCCAGGAGGCUGUUGUGA
Molecule: messenger RNA, 5253 nt
Organism: Scedosporium apiospermum
Lineage: Eukaryota; Fungi; Ascomycota; Sordariomycetes; Microascales; Microascaceae
Exons: 11
Coding region: 1-5253 (1750 amino acids)
Biological process (GO): maturation of SSU-rRNA from tricistronic rRNA transcript (SSU-rRNA, 5.8S rRNA, LSU-rRNA)
Molecular function (GO): protein binding; snoRNA binding
Source: RefSeq, a predicted model, not a curated record